AUGAAAACAGCUAUCAGAGACAAGAUUUUCGAGACCUCAGGCGUGGGACAGGCACCAAGCAAAGACUUCUUUCAUUUAACUGUGACGAGAGAAUCGAUUAUCUGGCGCUCGUGGAGAAUAACUUUAAGAAGUAACAAGUCCUUGCCGGGCGAAACGACUCACUCGUGGGAUGAGUUCGUUAAUAAUUCCAAAGGUACACGACUUCAGGGAGAAAUACGGCGAGUAUUUGGGGUCGAGACUUUAAAUAUUGUGCUCGCCAUGGUGACGCAAACCUGGUUACCUUAUUUGAAAAGCGAUAUUCUGACCGAAAUUCUUGUUCGACUCGAUCUUCGUGACAUCAUGCGGCUUGCGCAGGUAAGAUUCUUGAAAUUAUUAUAGUGACCAUGAAAUAAAGUGUCGUAUCAACCCAGGCCAACGUGAGACAAACAGACUUGCAGCCAAUAAGUAUGACAGAAACAAUUUAUGUAAAAUUUAGGUCGAUCAAACACCAUUCUCUUAGAUGAAUACAGCUAUCGAAUCAACAAAGCGGGAGAGGUUUGUAUCCUCCAGUAGCACCCAUGACACCGAAAAACAAUGUAAGAGAACCCUGAUAGCGUGAAAUUAAUAUUUAUAAUAUGUAGAAGCAAGCAUUAAAAGACGAAGUUUGGGAUUUCAUAUCAUUUCAGUGUUGUGUUUAUUUCUUGUUAGUAACUUUAGGAUGUCGAUGAAGUUCGUACCUUUCGUCUUAUUUCAGGAGUGAGUUUUAUUCUCGUUAAUAACAAUGAUAUUUUUCAAAACUUCUUUCUGAAAAAAAGCGAACAAAUAAACAUACGAACUCAAAUGUUGCAAAUGAGGUCUAGGUGGAUAAUUAAUGAGGUCUCGAUUUAAUAGUUUUUUUUUCAAAACCUUUUUGCUGCUGAAAACAAUUGUAAUUUCUAUUCAGCCGGUGUAAAAAGAUGAACCAUGUGAAAUUUCGCUCAUUAGGGUAAGGCCCGCGUUUUAAAUAUGUGGAUGACAGCCGACAAAUAUAACAGCUUUCCACAACUUCGAUGACCACAUAUCAAUUAAAAAUUUUAAUUAAAUUUUCAACAAUUUUCUGCCAGUUGUUUUUCCAUGGUGAGAAAACAGGAAUCAUCUUAUCAGCAAUUUGGCCGGCCUAUAAACAAAUAAAAGAAACAUCGCGGAAACAAAAAGCAAAUUUGUAGUUUUUUUCAUCAAUCCAAGGUACAUGAAAUACACAACUCAUUAAUUAUGAAAUAGAAGCCGACAAUUGUCCAAAUGGAAAUAGAAACUAAUUUUCUACGUGUUUUUCCCUUAAAGAAAUGCUUCAUUGUUCAAAAAUAUCUUAGAUUGCGGAACCAUUACAGACAUGACGGAACGCUCGUGUUUCGGAUAGUAGUUAACAUGAUACAGGAAGUGCGACCACGCCGAUGUAGGCCUGUGUUGAUAGGACUUUCUCCAUAUUUUGAAAACUCUUCAUAAUAUUUCUUUGUAGAUAUUCAGGGAGUUAUUCAUUGUUAAAAGUAUUACGAUAUUUACAUGUCAAAUUCUAUUUUGGUAAUGCCCUUAGGUAUACCGGUACAAUACGCGUUUUCGUUUUCUGAACAUAUCCUUAUAAUAUGCCCUGCCUAUGGUAAAAACUUAAGUUUCAGGAAAAAAAAUUGUGUAGAAAUAGACAAUUGCUGGGAAAUUGAUAUUAAACUUGCCUUGUAUUGAUGCGUUGUAACUCAUGCUCAAUGGUUGUCCAAUAUUGCAAUGCUUGCCUAACUUUCACAAAAAGGAUUGAUUUGUCAUAAUGCUGAUAAUGUGCUAACUUUGUCACCUAAUGAAACGAAAGAAAGAAAAAAAUGAAAGGCGGGUUAAUUUAGUCUUGUGUGUUUUAAGUGUUAGAUGAUGUUUUGAUAAUGUCGUUAUUCAUAUUAAUCAGGCGAUUGAGGUCACCUAUUUCUGUCAUUUCUGGUUUUGGUGCAUCCGGUACGUAACAUGGUCGUGGCCGGUGGAAAAACCGUCACGUUUUUGUCCGGAAGCUGUUGUUUCGUUAUUUUUCACCAAUCAGAAUGCUGCGUUCGUGGGCGAAAAAAAGGAUGAAAAGAAACAUCCUUGCAGGCCCACAUUAUCAGUGCUAGACCCAUUGGCUGAUCCCUCCCCGACUCGUCUCAAAUCUUCGCGUGGGCCGAGAAACACUUAACCUGAAGUUCUAGAAGCAUAAAACUCAAGCUAGCAACAUACAACACUGUGGAGCCAAUUUAUGAAUUUGUCCCUAAUUUGUGCAACAAAAUCUCGCCUCCGCCAUCAGAUUCGCAUAAAAUAAAGAAGAAACAUUUAAAAGAUAACGAACAGGAGCGAAGCCGGGAUUUUAUAAAAGAGAGGGGAGGAGGGAAAGGGCGGGGAAGAGAGGGGGAGGGUUCCCGUUUAGAGUUUCGACCUUCCUUUUGUAAAUUGGCUUAUACCGCUGCUCUUCCUUGUGUACCAGCGGGCUCGUAUUCAUGCAGCGAUAUGGCGUCCGAGUUACAUUCUCCCUUAAGAGUUUCGUUGAAUUCGAAUUUUCGUAACUCGUUUGGUUAUGCUUUUCAUAUAUUUGUGUGCAUUUUUUCAGUUGAACCACACCUUCAUACACAUUUGUAUGGUUAAAUAAAUAUUGCGGCUUCGAGUCUGUAGCAUUUUCCUGAAAUAGUUAUACUUCAUAGCUGAUUCUAUCUGACGUAUGUUACCUCGUUGCAGGUUUGCCGAGCUUUGUAUAACGCUUGUGCCAGUGACAUUUUAUGGCAAAAGCUUUACGUAAAAUACUUCGUGAUCGUUCCAUCAGACGUACGGUCUGUGGCUGAAGAGUUCGGAUGGAACAAGGCUUUUGUCGUAAAUCUGCAGAAACCAGUUCAAACGGCCAGAGCGUUAAGAAAAGUUCACACAAAACUGCAAGAGGAAAGUUCGAGGAAAACGCCACAAGAAGAAGGAAAGAGGGUGGGGCCACUAAUGUCUAAUUAA
Pocillopora meandrina is the source of this 2961-nucleotide messenger RNA. The record is from the annotation of a GenBank genome assembly. NCBI's taxonomy places the organism in Eukaryota, Metazoa, Cnidaria, Anthozoa, Scleractinia, Pocilloporidae.